AAUUUCGGUCGAGUGUCUAAACUACAACCCAUUGAACAUUAUAAAUACCUGUAACCUUACCGAAAAACAAGAAGCGAGGGCAAAGAAAUCGAUCGUUUUAUACAAAACCGUGACAAAAAUAUUGGUUAUUGGACUGAAGAGUCAGUAUCCGCGUAAUUUCAGAAACGCGUUGCGUUGGCAAUGACAAACUAUUACAACCCCAACUGCGACCGGUAUAUUCAGAAAACCAAUGAUUCAACGUCUCACAGACUUAAAAGUGCUUAUUGGACUACCAAACAAGCAGUUAUUAAGAAACUGCGUCGAAAGCAAGACGAAAACAUUGUAGCUUCUGACUCCGAUCUUGACGCAAAGUUGGAGCUGUUAAAAUCUGUCCAGUUGACAUGUCGAGAUCUUGACAAUGUAUUGGCACGUUAUCAGAGAACGUUGUGCUAUUUGUCUCAGGCUGAAAAUGAAAUGGGACGAUUUCUAAAACAAUUUAGUUUAGAAGAUAAAACACAAGCUGGAAAAAUUAUGUCUGCUGUCGGAAAAGCGUUAAGUAGCUCGGCACAACAAAGACUUACUUUGCUCAGUCCUCUUGAUCGCGUUCACCAAGAAGUCAAGACAUUCAGACAACGGGCAAUCAGUGAUACAACAAAUACAGUUAAAAUUAUGGAACAAGGUCGCACAGAAUAUCGAGGUGCAUUGUUGUGGAUGAAAAACGUAAGCGAGGAGUUGGACCCAGAUACACACAAACAAUUGGAAAAGUUUCGGUGUGUUCAAGCACAGGUUCGUAAAGCAAAAGCAUCAUUUGAUCGCCUAAAGGUGGACAGUAUGCAAAAAGUAGAUCUGUUAGCAGCCAGUCGAUGCAAUAUGUUGAGUCAUGUACUUGUCGGCUAUCAGAAUACUUUGUUGACUUUUCUUGAAAAAACGUCUCAUAUGAUGGUAGCAGUAGCAGAAAGUUUCAGAGGUUAUCAAUACUAUGAAUUUUCAAUUCUUCGACAUUUGAGACCAGAAAGUCGUAAAUUGGCUGGAUAUAAGAGCGAUGAUGAGAAAGAUAGCGAUAGGCUAGACAAUAGAUCUAAUCAAGUUGAAUUAGGUGAUUCAGCAAUUAUGAAUUCCGAUGACAAUAACCAUGGAAUACAUCAAACAAAAUUAACAGAAGAAGAAUUUGGUAAAAGAUUAGAUGAAAUUUUCCUAGAAAAUAAUGGUAAUAAUUUCGACUUUGAUUCAGAUAAAUUUAAAUCAGCAGAUAAUCAAACCAGUUUUGGUGAAACUGAAGACAACAAUAACAUUAGUGGUCUAAUAAAUGGAUCUAUUGAGCAAGUCCCUGCUGAUCAUAGGGAUUUGUUCACUGAUCUGUUUCUUAGUGAUGCAAAAGAUGACAGAUUUACUGGACAACUUUCUGGACUAGAUACUCGUCCUUUCAAUUUCGGAAAUAAAGAUGGAUUCACUAAUGAUUCAGAAGCUGUCUUUAGCGAUUUGAAUCAGCCUUGCCAAAAUGAGGAUUUCGGACCCUUGCAGAGUGUAGGGCCAAAAGAUACAUUCAGGACACCAAUACUUCCCUUACACUUAUUAGAACAGGAAUUCCAAGAUUUAUUUAAUCCUGGCACUUCUAAUUCAUUUGUUACUCAAUCGGUGAAAUCAUCUUUGGAGUGUGCUAACGUGAAUACUUCUGCAUUUAGUAAUAAUAACAACCAAUCCGAACAGCAGUUAAAAAAAAGUGAAAACACUCUGGGUACCGUUUCAAAUACCCCAAAGUCAUUAUCAUCCCAACAGCCCACAAAUCUAGAUGCUUGGUUAAAUCUGUUUUCUGAUCUUGGGCCGAUAGGUAAUCCAGAUACAAUAUCGAAGAAGGCUGGUCAAGUUACCGAUGCUUGAACAUCACAUUGUUGUGGCAAAAUGUAUGCGCUUAUACGGAUUUUUUCCCUCCUAUUAUACGUUAUUUACACCUCUGAUGUGCGUAUUUCCUUUGUUACUGUGUUAAUUCAUUUAUUAUAUUUAUGCUUCCUUUGGUUUUUGUCUUUUGAACAUUUUAUCAUAAAAAAUUUUGAAAACUUAAAUUUCUGGUGUUAACUGUGAUAGCUAUUAUAACGUUACGCAAUCAGAAAAGUACUCCCCUGUGUUUUCUUUUACAAUUUGGUAAAUAUUGGCAUGAACUAAUUACAUGUGUUUAUUUUGCUUUCUAUAGUAAUAAGAAUAGUUCUCACAGCAUAAAUGAUUAUAUGUAUUAUAUUAUAUGUUUGAUCAUACCCACCAGCUGAUGAAGCUGAUAAAUAUGUUUCUUAUAUAUCAUAGUAAAUGUUUGUUACGAUAUAUAUUUGAACCGACAUUCCGAUUUCCACAAUCUUACCGUACACUUACGUUCUACGGUUAGCGGGCCAUGAGUUAAUAUCCAGUUUGUUUUCAAGCUGGGACUUUUUAAUUUAACUUUUAUGGGAAUGUCUUGUCACAUUUUCAGUCUUGUUCGACAUCAAUCAAGUUGAGUAUGUUUUUCCGGUACAGGUGACUUCUCAUCAGGAAGGUACAUCCUCAAAGAUGCUUAGAGCUCUUGUUUUGGUGAGCCAAUCAGAGGCAGCCUAAUAAAAAGUCAAUCGGUGGCAAUCAGAAUUGACCUGAGGGACAAGUUUAUUUCAUUGGCUAAGAAAUGGAUUAAUUUCCUAAGGGUUAGCGCUGGCAGCUGGAAAAUCUAUGCUUGACUACACAAACCUGUACGUUAAAAGCUUCAUCGUGGCCUUUAUACAUGUAUGAGAUGUGUUGUGUAACUUUUCAAAAAUGUUUCGCCUCAUGUCAUAAGGUAACAAGAGGCGAGUCAUACCUGUUAAGUUUCCCUGUCGCUAAUGAAGAUGUUUUGAAAUUAUAGUUCUGUUUUCCUGGAUUACCAAAAUUAAACGAAGUUUUGAUGCUUCGCCAUGACUGGAUA
Messenger RNA from Schistosoma rodhaini, 2899 nucleotides. The record is from the annotation of a GenBank genome assembly. Lineage: Eukaryota; Metazoa; Platyhelminthes; Trematoda; Strigeidida; Schistosomatidae.